Messenger RNA from Sander lucioperca (pikeperch), 4817 nucleotides. RefSeq names its product claspin. Bases 286 to 4326 code for a protein of 1346 amino acids. The transcript has 24 exons. Gene Ontology annotation, molecular function: anaphase-promoting complex binding. The record is from RefSeq and is a predicted model, not a curated record. Lineage: Eukaryota; Metazoa; Chordata; Actinopteri; Perciformes; Percidae. Gene Ontology annotation, biological process: activation of protein kinase activity; mitotic DNA replication checkpoint signaling; mitotic G2 DNA damage checkpoint signaling.
GACCAAUAGGAUUGCGAGAACGAGGCGAUUGACACCUCAGUGACGAAAAACUGCGGGCCAGCUGUCACAGCGCGCGAAAGAUCAAAAUUGAUAUUCAGUGUGUAAGGUUAGGGAACAGGCGGGAGGAAGAGAAACAGCCCGGCUAAACGCUUUCUAAAUGUGCUUUAAAAUCCUAAAAUAGACUUUGCCGCGCAGACAUUUGCUUUUCUACGUCUGUUGUUGCUGCUGCUGAGAUUCGACAAAGCGUUGUCUCCGCUGGUUUAUUUUACAAAAGAGCGGACAAAGAUGAGCCUGGUCGUCUCUCAACAACAGGCAGAGGGGCUCCUGGUUGUGGCCCAAACAGCAACGGAGAGUGAUUCAGACAGCGGGAUGGGCUCCCCAGCAGAGGAGAUGGUCAUAGAGACAGCAAACAAAAGAGAAGAGCUUCCAGAUUCUGAUGACGAUGAAGACAUCACAGUUCACAGAAAGCCACAUCGUAAUGCCAUUAGAGACAGUGAGGAAGAAGAGGCAUCUGCGGAGAACAGUGUACACAUGGCCGAAGCACUGGUCUUAUCUGCUUCCAGCGGAGAGGAGAUGGAGACUAGAGAGGCAGAGGAGAAGGAUGAGAGGAAAGCAAGAGGGGCAAAGAAGAGCAAGAGAAUAAGCCGUGCUCCCAUUGACAGCGAAGACAGUGAGCCCGAGCAACAGGGAUGUGGAGAAAUGGAGGAGCAACGGGAGGAGGUGAGAAAGGACGCAAAAUCGAUGAAAGAAAGGAAGAAGAGCCAGAGGCAUCGGGAGAAAAAGGAGAAGCGUAGCAAAGUGGUGGAAAAACUGAAGAAGAAAGAGAGGUUCUCUGAAAUGAAUGAGAACACACCUCUCCCUCGGGCUCUGAAUGACAGUGGAUGCCUGCUGGGUGACACAGACCUGUUUGACACUGGUCUGGACAAUGAGGAGGAAGAGGAGUCUCUUGAUGCCAUCCGAGCUGCUGUCAAGCAAAAGAUGAAAAAACAGAAGGAUCCUCUCCUGGAUGAGGAAGAGGAGGAAGAGGAAGAUGCAGCAGGGAAACCCCAGCGUGUGGAGAGGAAAGCCGCACGCGCCAGCAAAGAAGCAAUGAAGCAGCUCCACAGCGAGUCUCAGAGGCUGGUCAGAGAGUCUACACUAGGCCUGCCCUACCACAUCCCUGAGCCGAAGACCAUCGACCAGUUCUUUAGGAAGAGAGCCAGGCCAGAGGGGCCUGCCAUGGCUUUGUUGAAAUCCACAAAGUAUUCAGCCAUGAUGUUGGAGACACCGUCAGCUCCUCCUCCACCUCCCACCAACCCACCCAACGAGCCUCUGCAGCCGUCCACAGAGCCGGACUCUUCUCCCUCUGAAGAUCUGUCAUCCACUCAGGUCCAGCCCAUACGCCAUCCUGCCGCCACCUCGUCCCCGCAGCAGGAGAGCCUCAACCAGGCCAGAGAGGCAAUUGCGAGCCUAGAUCCCGACCAGGAAUCUGGACCGAUGCUUUACCUCUCUGAGAGUCUGCAGGAGUCAGUCACAACAGAUGAAGCGGUGAGACCUGAUUCUGGAGAAGAAACGUCUCCUGCACAUUUAGAACAAAGUCACACUGCAGUAAUGUCUGACUCUGAUGCCCUGCAAAAAGAAUCUGUGUCUGGGGCUUUAGUGCAGCCUUUAGCCACUCAGUGUGACUGCACUGAUCCAGUUGCAGCAGAGCCUUCAGCUCAGCAACUCACCAAACCCAAGAAGGACAGAUUGGCCAGACUGAAGAAGCUUGGACUGGACCCCCCACCCGUCGCUAAAUUGUGUCCAGAUGACGGGGCUUUUGUUCAGCUCGAGCUCCCACAGCCCAACCCUGGUGUGGAGGCCCUGAAGGAACGUUACCUUCGUCACGUCAAGGCACCUGUACGCCCUCAGGGAGAGCGAACAAUGCAGCUCGACAUCGUCCGCAAAGACAGCACCCCGUCCGGCCAGGAAGAGUUGCACACAGAGUCAGUCACUGUCACUGUUAAAGAGGGAGCAGAGAAGCCUGCUGCAACCAAACCAGGAGAGAAGCUGCUGACUCUUAAGCAGCGCCUGCAGCUCGCCAUGGCCCAAAGGAGACAGGAGGAGAGGGCACGCAGAGCUGAGCUAAAUCGCCUUGACAAUGAAGACUGUGGAGAGGAGGAAGAGGAGGAGGAAGAUAUGACCGAUGAGUCUGAGGAAGAAGAGAAUGUAGAUGACUUACUGGGAGGUGAUGAUGGUGAGGAAGAAGAGAAGGAACAUGAAGAUGAGGAAGGCAGUGUGGCCCAGAGUAUCAGGAGUCCUUCUCCUGUGGCACUAAACGGUCCUUCACCGACUCCUGACCUGAUAAACACUGAUGGCACGCUCAUGCUGUUCCCUGGGAACUCCUGCUCUCGUACCGGUGAUGGUAUAAGAAGGUCUGGUCCUUCUGGACAGGACAGCAGCAGCAAUAAGAUGGAAGAGGACGACUCUCUGUCCCUGAUGAAGGACAACAGCCACAACAGCAGCUUUGAGUUAGCAGGAUCUAUGAUAACCUCCUACCAGCCUGUGAAUCAUCAGCGCUCCGCCGGAAGAAGUAUCUCCAACUAUUCCAUUUUCCGCUCCCCUUCUCCCUGCCACUUCAGGCCCAGCUUCCUCGGCUCUGCCUCCAAGAGUUCAGGCAAACUCUCCGAGCGCUCUCUUUGCCUCCCUGUUGAGGAUUCCCAAGACUUGUAUGCACCUCCAUCCCCAGGAGCAGAUUCGGGUCCCCUGGGCGAAGCAGCUUCUGGGCCUGGUCUGGGAGGAGACUCCCAGGGUCGCUUCUCCCUGGAGGACGACACCCACUCCCAGUUACUAGAUGCAGACGGCUUCCUUAACGUGGGCCCACGGCCCGGUGCACCUCGCUCCCACAAGAGACAGUUGAUCCUGGACAGCCUGGAUGAAAAUGCGAUGGAUGCCAACAUGGGGGAACUGUUAGGCCUGUGCUCAGGUGGUUUUGGGACAGCGCAGGGUGGCUCAAGCAUGGCUGGAGACCUCGGAGCAACACAGGAGGAUGAGAUGCUCGGGUUGUGCUCUGGAGCGUUUCCACCAACACAGGCCGGAGAGGAGCACAUGGAAACAGAAAAGAGUAAGGGGAGAGGACAGGAUGAAGAAUCUGAUAAUACCAUGGAUCAGCUGCUGGGGCUGUGUUCAGGGAAAUUUCCUAGUCCAGGUUCUGCUCGCACGGCUUCGCCAGCACAAGACAGUAAAAAGAAGCCAGAGGAGGAAGAGCAGGAGGAAGAGGACUGCGAGUUCCGACUUAUGUCAGAUGUGGAAAGUCACAGUGAACAGGAGGACAAUGAUGAAGAUGGUGGAGAGGAGGAGGAGGAUGCAGAUAGAGAGGAAGACGAGGCAGAUGCUGAUGAAGACAAUGACGUAGAAGAGGAGGAGAUGCAGGGCGUCUUUGCAUCACACGGGGUGAAGAAAAAGAAGAAGAAAAUGCGUUUGGCCGACUAUCUGGAGUCGGAGGCUGAGCUGUCCGGCAGUGACUUGGACAGCGACGAUGAGGACGGCGACAGAGGGAGUGAAUACGAAGAAGAGGAGCUUCUUGAGGAGCUUCCCUCUGAUGAAGAGCUGCAGGACCAGGUCAACAAGAUCCACAUGAAGCAGAUAAUGGAUGAUGAUAAGCGUCGUCUGAGGCUCUACCAGGAGCGUUACCUCGCUGAUGGCGACCUGCAUUCUGAUGGACCGGGACGAGCGCGCCGCUUCCGUUGGAGGAAUAUGGAUGAUAGUUUCAACAUGGACAGGACGGGAGCUGAGGGCGAGGAAGAGGAGGAAGAUGAGGUGGUGGACCUAUCUGAGGUCCAAAGGCGGAAAGAGAGACUAGAAAGAGAACAGUGGCUCAGAGAACAGUCUGAACAGAAAGCCAAGAAAGGGGAAGAUUUGGAUGCAGAUGAUAAGAUUGGAGGGGAAGACAGUCAGUUUAUGAAGCUGGCCAAGAAACUGACUGCCAAGACUUUGCAGAGAAAAGAGUCCUCUGCGGCACCACAACCAGAAAAGACAACAUCAGCUCUCAAUCCCUUCCAGAGACCCUCGCAGGUACAGGUGAGGAGAGGGUCACUACUGAGUCAGCCUCGGUCCGUCCUCCUGAAGCUGGCCUCGAUCUCGGAGGGGAAUCCUCUGGCUCCCAGAAACAGUAAAGGAUUCCUGUUUCAAACUCUGUCUCCUGAGAAGGACAACUCGACCUCAAACGCUCCCAAGGAACAGGUGAUGAAGAAGAGGGGGCCGGUGGGAACGGUGAAGCCAGCAGCAAAGAGGGUCUGCCGGGAGAACAGACCUGCAGAACAGACUAAAGGCCCCCAGAGGAGCAUCUUCAACUUCCUGGACCACUGAUGUUGUGAUACACUUACUGAAUGAUAAUCAUCAGCAGGCUGGGAAGCAAACCGAUGAAGGCCAGAAUUUACCAUCCAUAACCAGUAUUUUACCAACCAAUAAGAAUUAAAUAAUGAAUGAGGUGGUAAAGUGAUGGUUAUGUGCCAUAGUGGCUGGUGGAUGUCCUCUGUAUUACUCAUUAAACACAAAUACAUAUGCUUGUACUGUAUGUGUUAAGCAUGUUUACAUUGCCUUAAAGUGGCAAACUAAAGCACACCACUGAGGCAUCUUUUGAUUACUUUUUCUUACUCACACUUGCUGUUCAUUCGUUUGGCUUCUUUGUCAAAAUUUUAAAUCCGUUCCGCCAUCAGAAGCAUUCAUCUGUCACACCUUACUUGACUUAAUUUAGCCUCUCUGACGGAGGUCCAUUUAAAAUGUUUUAUCAUGUAAAUAGGAUUUGUUUUUUAAUGGUUAGGGAACUUUUGUAUGAUGAUUUAAAUGUAUUUGUUUUA